Molecule: messenger RNA, 2742 nt
Organism: Aspergillus terreus NIH2624
Lineage: Eukaryota; Fungi; Ascomycota; Eurotiomycetes; Eurotiales; Aspergillaceae
Exons: 2
Coding region: 1-2742 (913 amino acids)
Source: RefSeq, a predicted model, not a curated record
AUGCCAAUUAAGCUCCCCAAAGGUUUCACUCGACGGAAGUCGGCUGGCAAUGCUUUAGAAGAGAUCGAAGCCCCGCCGCAGUCAUCAUUUCGAGUCUUUGAACGUCCCUCUGUCGAUCGCAAGUCCGUCAGUGAAGGCAACCUUCUCUCCAAGCGGUUCAGCGAGUCCACCCAAGAAGACCACGAUAACAUCUUCGCCGCUCCGGAGAACCAGCCCAAAGGGAACUUACGGGCCUGUUCAGGCCGAGACGCACUCGCCACAUUCGCGGAACCUGCACGAUAUCCCAAUUCCACCCAUCUCGGGGGCAUUGCGUGCGGCCGGUCGAACUUUUUCUUUUCGGCGGUCGAUUCUCCAAGGCCUCUGCGCCCUGUUCCCCCACCGCAUCAGUCUACCCCGGCUCGGAACAGACCCAUGACUCCCAGCAGCAAUAGCACGGCAACGCCUCCCAAGCUUCUGGACACCGACUUAAACCUCGGCCAGCUCGGAGACGACUUCCAUAACAUGUUCGACGGGGUGGGGAAGCAGGAGACUGCGGCACAGCAACCGUCGACGCGAAACAGUUCGGUGGAUUCGGUACGGCUCUUCGAGCAUGAUUAUCCGUUCGCCAUGGGGUUGAUGCUAACGCAACAAAUACAGUAUUCAUCUUCACCUCCUGAGAAACCCUCCCAAGUGAACGGAAAGGCGUCUCGCCCGACCCCCAUCAGUACGGAUCGCUCGAGAGAAGUAGAACCAUCUCCAUACUCGUGGGACAGCCAACACUCCGGAGAGGGUCUUCUAAACACUGUCGAGUCGCCCCAAGCCACGUCUACGACGCCCCCGCCGUUCGAGCGGCGAAAAUCAUUGCCCCUGUCGAACCUCCCUUCCACCACCAACCACCGUUCAUUGGAGAGGCCGAACGCGGCUGCGGAUCGGGGGCUGAGAAGAAGUGUAUUGUAUGCCAGCAAGCGGGACUCCGCCGCUGUGGAGGAUGAGGACGCCCGAGUGGUAAGGCAAUCUCUCUAUUCCAACCGGAGAAGCUCGCAACCUCUGGUCAUGUCCGACCACGAUGAUUCAGACGAUACGCCGCUCUUUGCGAACGUCCCCAAGACCACCGCGGCCACCGAGGAUCCGGCGGACAUCUCCAUCGCAGCCCAUGCCCAACUGGCAGCCCAGUAUGAGGAGCGACAACCCGCGACAACGGCAUCGGGCACCAAAAUCAUGACGCCCUCCCAGUUCGAGCAUUACCGACAGCAGCAAGCCCUCCGGCGGUCGAACAGCGAUGCGUCGUCCAAAAGCGACGAUUCCGCGGGCAGCGACUUUGAUGAGGAGGACGAGGCCGAGAAGAACCGUGAAGCCGAGAGGCUCCGACGGAAACAGGAGGCUCAUCUGUCCGUCUAUCGGCAGCAAAUGAUGAAGGUGACGGGUCAAGAGACCCCCGCACCGUCGCUUCGGCCAGAACUGGAACGUGCGAGUAACAGUGCUCCGAAUCUGACGGUGCCGUCGAUCAAGGGCGGAAACCAAUCCAGCAGUGGCAAGAGCAGCGAGGGUGGUGAUGACGACGAAGAGAUUCCGCUGGGCAUUCUGGCCGCGCACGGGUUCCCAAACAGAAACCGGCCUCCCACCCGGCUCAACCCCUCGAGCUCGAUCCCGAACCUGCGGGCUUCCUUUCACCAGCCUUAUAUAUCGUCUGCCGGGUCCGUGGCUGGCCACGAAUCCGGGAACCGCAGCAGCUUGCCCGUGUUUGCCCGCAACCUGCCCCGGGACCCUUACUUCGGAGCGAGUCUGGUGAACCCCUCCAACCGGGAGUCUCUUGCCCUGGGAGGAGGGGCAUCGGUCUAUGGCGGUCCGCCGGCCACCGCCGGUCCUCCAACAUCGUUGCCUCCAGGGGGUUUAGUUGGUGUAAUUGCCACGGAGGAGCGAGCAAGGGCAAUGCGAAGGGGAAGCCCGAACACCCAAGCCAUGUACGAAUAUCAAAAUGGCAUGUCCGCAGCCCCCAUUCACCCAAGCGGCAUCCCCCGGCCUUACACCAUGAUGAACAUGAACCCGCCGAAUAUGCCCGUCCCGCCCGCCCCAGUUUCGGCGACGGAACAGGCACAGAUCCAACUGUCUCAGCAGAUGUCGAGUAUGAUGCAGAUGCAAAUGCAGUGGAUGCAGCAAAUGAUGCAAAUGCAGGGCGGGCAAGGCCCUCCCCCAUCGCUGAUGCCUCCGGGAGCCUUUCCUCCCACUAUGCCGGCCAUGAGACCAAACUCGAUGCCCACGGCUGCAUCGAUGCACAAUACUCCGGCGGGCUACCAGAACGAUCAGCGGACGCUCAGCAUGCUCGAUCCGAACGCGUCUUCUCGGCUGAACAGCCCAUAUGCUUCGGCGAAUCUCCGCCCUGGCACCCCCGCCGGCCAAACUUAUGCCCCAUCGAUCGCCCCGUCGGAACGCAGCAACGUUGGCAUGGCUUCUCGGUAUCGGCCCGUCUCGACUGCGCCGCCGGAAGCUGAGUCCUCCUACCACUAUGUGCCCAAGCCAUGGAACGACGAAAACAUGCGGUCCUCGCCCUCCAUGACGUCGCGUCCGAGCAAGCCCCCCGUCCGACCCAUGUCCGCCGCGGGCAAGUCGAUUCUGACUGUCCGGAGCCCUCCCGCUGGGCCCGACGACGAUGACGACGAUGAAGGCUGGGCGGAGAUGAUGAAGAAGCGGGAGAAUAAGCGCAACAACUGGAAGCUGAAAAAGGAGACCUCCGGAUUCGGCGAUGUGCUCAACGCAGUACAUUAA